Molecule: messenger RNA, 555 nt
Organism: Metarhizium album ARSEF 1941
Lineage: Eukaryota; Fungi; Ascomycota; Sordariomycetes; Hypocreales; Clavicipitaceae
Product: p15 like protein
Exons: 2
Coding region: 1-555 (184 amino acids)
Biological process (GO): phospholipid metabolic process; arachidonate secretion
Molecular function (GO): A2-type glycerophospholipase activity
Source: RefSeq, a predicted model, not a curated record
AUGAUGUACCUUCUUACAAUAUUCACUGCUGUUGUAACAGCAACAACGGCGAGUUCAGCCUCUGAACCCCCGAGCAGUAUUCCCGGAAAUAUCACCGCCAUCACUGACAAGCUUCUGUUCGACACCACGCUUCGCGACUUUAUCGUGCUCCGGGAGAAUAAAACGCCUCGGACAGUAGACUGGACAAGUGAUGGAUGUACCGGAACGGCGGACAAUCCGUUCAAAUUCCCAUUUUUGCCUGCCUGUCAACGACAUGACUUCGGGUACACCAACUACAGGGCACAGAAGAGGUUCACCCGAAGCGGCAAGCGGAGAAUCGAUGGUCAAUUUCGCACAGACCUCUACUUUCAGUGCCAACAGGUCAAAGCAAGAGGAGUCUGCAAAGCUCUAGCAAAUAUUUACUACGCCGGCGCUCGGUUAUUUGGUGGCAGAGAUCAGAAACCCGGAAAGCGUAUGGAUCAGGAAUCAGUCUCGGAAUACCAGAGGUUGAUUGAAAUUUAUGAGGAGGAAGUCCGAAAGGCGCAGAAUUCGGGAGAUCUUCCCUUGCUCAAGUGA